AUCCGGGACAGCCAAGUGAGGCCCUACCUAGCACCCCAGAUGGACUCCUCUAAACUUGUAAUCUCUACGGAAGGCUUCCAAGAUAGUCUAGAUUGCUGUCCUGGUGGGAACAGGGAGAAGCAUCCCACAAAGCAGGCUUCUCCGGGGUCUCGCCUCCCAAGCCCGGGAGAGAAGGUGUAGACCUGGAGGGCCUAGAGUCGCUUCGGCUUCUUGCCUCGCUCCCUCCCGUCCCCACACUGACCCUGUCCCGCGUACCUCCGGACGCGGACCUGCAGCUGGGGUGGCGAUUAAAUAGCAACAAUACUAUUUCUUGACCUGUGGAGGGGUUACACGAGUGUGUGUUCUCUUUGUGCAUUUUUCUGUUUUACUUCAACAAAAAAAGGCUUAUCAUAAAAGCACUGAGGGCCAGAAUAAUGGCUGUGGCCCCUCAAAAAACUGCAGAGGUGGGGAUGAGGUAGAGGCAGAGGAGGGCCUAUGGGUGUGGCUCUCCUCUCACACCGUGGGCACUGGUGCCAGAGCCCAGCUCUGCGCCUGCCACCAGUAGGCCCAGGGUCAGAUGAAUGAAGGAAACCAGGAAGGUGCGUCCACCUUCCAAACCCUAUGUGUCGCAGGAUUGUGCAUGGUCAGAGAUCGGAAGGACAUUCCUAGAAUGGAUGACCCUGUAGUCACACUCUGAUGCUCUGUUCAGAGGGCAGGCCCCGCUUGCCCCCAGGCCGGAUUCUCGCAAGGGCAUGAGCCGGGCGGCUCAAUCUCAUCUCUGCUCGUGCUGCUGACGGCUCCAGGGUGGGGCUCACAGGCCGCCGGCCUCUUUUGGCCUAUCCGUUUGGGUCACAGCCCCGGCAGGCCAGGGCCCUCUGACGGAGUUGGGGAAGGGCCCGAGCAAGGGGCAGGAUCCGGGAUAAAAGCAGCCGCGGAGGCGUCAGAGCGGUUGCCAACCUGACUCGUGGAGCUAUGUGCAUAGCUGAUCCCAAAUUCCGCGGAAGCGAAACUUGCCGGAAGCCAGGGGAGCCCCCUCAACAGAGCAGGCGCCGCGGGAGCGGGAGUGCAGCCGUUCCGGCCCGAGGCCCCCGCUCCCGGGGGCCCCCACGCCCUAGCCGAGCGCUACAUUCGGAGCCUCGCGCUCUUCACCAGCAGUUGCUCUCUCGGAUGCAGCGGGUCAGUAGCGGUCUCCCCAACGGGAGCCAGUCAGCUUCCCGAUGUGCCAGCGUUGCCUUCACUGAACAGAACCAGGUGGCCACCCUGCCAGUGCAGCAGCUCACGGACGAUGUGGCAGCUAUGCGGGACAACGUCCAUGCGGAGGAUGGCUUCCAGAUGAAGAUGUAUGCCCAUGGCUUCACCCCCGAGGAGCUGGUGGUUCAGGUGGACGGUGGAUGCCUGAUGGUGACCGGCCAACGGCAACUGGAGGGCUGCAGCCCAGAUGGGAGCGGCUUCCGCAUGGCACAGAAGGUGCACCAGCAAAUGCCACUACCACCAGGCCUGGAUCCCGCCGCCAUGACCUGCUGCCUGACACCCUCUGGCCAGCUGUGUGUUCGAGGCCAGUGCCGGGCGCUGCCUUGCCCUGAAGCCCAAACAGGACCGGCCCCAAGACUCAGGAGCCGCGGCUCUAAGAAGGGUUCCAAACUAGCCUGACCCAGUAAACAACCGUAGUGAGCAACAG
Sus scrofa (pig) is the source of this 1657-nucleotide messenger RNA. It is a transcript of the gene HSPB9, whose product is annotated as heat shock protein family B (small) member 9. The record is from RefSeq and is a predicted model, not a curated record. NCBI's taxonomy places the organism in Eukaryota, Metazoa, Chordata, Mammalia, Artiodactyla, Suidae. Gene Ontology annotation, cellular component: cytoplasm; nucleus.